CGGGCGGCAUCGCAGCGGUGGUGGGGAAUCCCGCGGACCUGUCUCUCAUCCGCAUGCAGUCUGACGCUCUAUUACCUGAGGCAGAGCGACGCGGCUACAGGCACGUGUUCCACGCGCUGCGCGUGAUCGUGGCGGAGGAGUCGUCGGCGGGCCUCUUCAAGGGAGCCGCCGCUACGGCGACGCGCGCCAUGGCCCUCAAUUUCGGCAUGCUGUCCUUCAGCUCGAAGGCGAAGGAGCACAUCGCAAGCCUGGGAUACGCGCCCGGGGGGGGCGCACAGAUCUUCGGGGCUGCGGCUGUCGGCGGCUUCUUUGGUGCAUUCUUCUCGCUGCCGUUCGACUUCGUGAAGACGCAGAUACAGAAGAUGAAGGCAGACCCGGUCACCCAGCAGAUGCCCUACAAGGGCCCCGUGGACUGUGUAGUCAAGACAAUGGCUGCUGGUGGGCCGCUUCGGUUUUACGCCGGCUUCCCCACGUAUUUCAUGCGAACCGCCCCCCUCUCGAUGAUCACGCUGGUCGCGCAGGACUUCGUGAGGAAUAUGUGGGCCAAGGUUGGUCUGUGAAGCAGCUGCUCGCGCGCCA
Molecule: messenger RNA, 579 nt
Organism: Prorocentrum cordatum
Lineage: Eukaryota; Dinophyceae; Prorocentrales; Prorocentraceae
Source: the annotation of a GenBank genome assembly